GCGCGGCGCCAUGCGGGGCCCGGGGCUGGGGCUGAGGCUGGCGCUGCUGCUGCUGCUGGGCGCGGCGUGGCUGGCGUGCGGGCAGAACGAGACGGAGCCCAUCGUGCUGGAGGGGAAGUGCCUCGUGGUGUGCGACUCCAACCCCACCUCCGACCCCACCGGCACGGCGCUCGGCAUCUCCGUGCGCUCCGGCAGCGCCAAGGUCGCCUUCUCCGCCAUCCGCAGCACCAACCACGAGCCCUCCGAGAUGAGCAACCGCACCAUGAUCAUCUACUUCGACCAGGUACUAGUGAAUAUCGGCAGCAACUUCGACUCGGAGCGGAGCACUUUUAUCUCGCCCAGGAAAGGCAUUUACAGUUUCAAUUUUCACGUGGUGAAAGUGUACAACAGGCAAACCAUUCAGGUGAGUUUGAUGCUAAAUGGGUGGCCAGUGAUUUCUGCCUUUGCAGGGGACCAAGAUGUGACCCGAGAAGCUGCUAGCAAUGGAGUCCUGAUUCAGAUGGAGAAAGGAGACAGAGCUUAUCUAAAACUGGAGAGAGGAAACUUGAUGGGAGGCUGGAAGUAUUCGACAUUCUCUGGAUUUCUAGUGUUCCCGCUUUAAAUCACUUCUCAUCCAAGAAAAGGGAGACAUCUCUUAUGAAUUCCCAAGUCAUAGCUGGGUUUAAAGAGUCAUGGACAGCAGACUUUUUACAUUCAAAUAUUAAAGAAGCUAAAUCCUGCUUAGGUUUGUGUACAUCUGCUUUGAAGAAUUACUACUUAUUUUUGUUGUGUUGCAGCCAACAGGCGGGAGACACUGUAAUUGAUCAAACCCCCAUUUAUAUUCUUCUCUCUCCUCCCACAAAAUUAGUUCCCAUCUCAGUGUCACUGGUGUAAUCUGCCAUCGUUCCCCCAUGGUUUCUGCCUCACACAAGUAGACUUUAGAUAUUUUCAUUGUCCUUUAGAGCAUAUUUUGUAGUUUUGUUUUUAAAACAUGUUAAUCUUGACUCUUUCUCUGAGUUUAACUUUUAAAAAAAAAAAAAAGGCAAAGUAUUUUUGACUACAUGGAUGCCAUGAUGGAAGGGAAAAUGCAAUUCUUGCUGUGUACUGGCUGGCAAAAGGAAAAAUUUCUACACGAAGAACUAUUCACAGCCAAGGCUGACUAGAGUAUUUCAAUAUUUCUAUGUAAUUCUGAGUGAUUGUGAAAUUAAAGGCUGCUAAAUGUUUUGAUGCUUGUUUUGCUCUUGUACAACGUGGCCCAACUAAACGCCAGGAAGUAUAUUGAACUUUUACUAUUACUCUGUAAUAUAUGUGUGAAUAUCGAAAAUUAAUUUUUGCUUUAAUUCAAUAAAGUUUAAA
This is a messenger RNA of Gymnogyps californianus (California condor), 1335 nucleotides long. RefSeq names its product cerebellin 1 precursor (gene CBLN1). The record is from RefSeq and is a predicted model, not a curated record. The coding region runs from base 11 to 601 and encodes 196 amino acids. The transcript has 3 exons. Gene Ontology annotation, cellular component: glutamatergic synapse; synaptic cleft. Gene Ontology annotation, molecular function: protein binding. NCBI's taxonomy places the organism in Eukaryota, Metazoa, Chordata, Aves, Accipitriformes, Cathartidae.